AUGCGGCGUUGCAGCGCGGCGGCGACGCAGACACUCAGUGCUUGGCUUACAACUCUCGCCGAGGAGGCGGUGGCCUUGCCGUCAGCCGCUGCUGCGGUUCUGCAGGCGGAGAAGAAUAAUGGUCAAGAGCUCACCCGCAGGACGUCUGCACAACUGUGGCGUGAGUUGGAGGAUGCUGCCACCCACGCGAAUGCCCUCCGCGAGACCGACACAGUGCUCAGCAUCCUGCAGUGCCUUCUGCUCAAGCAGCAGUAUCCUACCGACGUGCACGCGUGGUCCCGCCUCGCGAAGCAACUGUUGCCGUUCGGCGGCAUCGAGCAGAGGACAGUGCUGUACUACCCAGGCCGGCCCGACGCCUCAUACCGCAGAGAAGGGUACCCCCGUGGCAGCAGCUUAGCCGCUCUUUCCUCAUCCAGUGACCCUGGGCCCACUGGCGCGGAUGGCGGCUUUGGUGAUGAGGGAGCCUCGCGUCAAGGCUCAGGCGACACCGGGCGAGGCCGAGCACAGGCAGUGCCGUACAGCCUGUACCCCUCGCGCGAGACGCUUCUGCUGAGCGGCGGUGUUGUGCCUCUUAGCGCGCGUGUGCCGGUUGGCGAUGGCAGAGCGGUCGCAUUGUUUGUGCGCGGCUUCACUCGGUUUAUGCUGACCCAGCUAGACGCACAGCCGCACCCGCAGCUGAACUCGGAGCUCCUGCAGGUAGUCAAGGAUGUAUCGAGCGCAGUGAUGGAGGCGUUGGCCACGAACGCAGGCUCCUUACAGCUGGAGCUGUUGCUGCCGGUGCUGUUAGACUACAUGGAACUACUCCAUGUGCUUGACCUGCGCACAGCCACAGCGAUCAGCGCUGGUCCACUCGCAGCGGCGGAGGAGCACCACGAUGCUGCUGGGGUGACGAGGAAAGACGAGGCUCCAAACGGAGACGGUCCGUCAUCACCGCCAUCGUCCUCAAAGCCGACGCGCUUUCUUCAGAGCAUUGCGAAUGACCUGGCGCAGAACGCCAUGGCUGGGGGUGCGCGUGGUGCUCGCAUUGUCCUCUACUACCUGAGUGGCCGUUUUGCAGCCGUCGUAGAGACGCACCAGGAGGACGCAGCCGCCAUCUUCACAGAAGCGAUGUACUGGGCGCAGCAGCGGUAUCUUCUCGCCCUCACCCGUGCCUGCAUGUGGGCCAUCAAUCAGCACUACACGCCACUGACGGCAGGCCAAUCAUCGUCGUCGCCACACGCGCAGGGGCUAUUUUCUGCGGACGCCGCAGCAGACCUCAUCGCCACUGCCCCGAUGAACGCCCACAUACAGGCGCUUUAUGACCACAUCGAUGUGCUUUUUCAGAAGAACACGAAUGCCGACAACCCGCUAGGCCUGGUCGAUGAGGAGGUCUCGCGGCUGAAGGAACUUCACAUCUCAGCACUGCUGCGCGCACUGCGCAUCGAGGAGUCCGCCCCGGACGCGUACCUGCGCCGCGCGCUAGAGGUGGUGGAUCGGGUGCCGGCGUCCAUGGCUAUUGAAGGCGAGCUAAUCGCAGGCAAGGUGCGACUGUUGGAGCUGGACAGUGACACGGUGGACGAGAAGGGCAGGGCGGCUAUCUACGCCGACUUGUUGACGUCACUUCGCAGUCUGGUGGAGAUGCGGCCGCGCUUUUCGAGGCACAACGGAAUUAAUCUUGCUGCUGGUGGUGGUGGUGGUGGUGCAAACUCCCUCGGCGACGGCGGCGGCGUCGAGGAUGACGAAGGUGAUGGGGAGCAGCUGCGACUCGACGCGGCAACGCAGACGAUCUUGCAGCGCGCUCACGCCGACGUCAUCACGGCCUUCUGCGCGGCGCACAAAGAAGAGUGGUCGAACGAGGCGUACAACAUCCUCGUCGCGCACAAGUACCACGGCCUGAAGAUCACCAACGAUCUCAUACGGCCGGUCCUGGAAGUGUUCAGCCGCCGCGGCGACUGUCGCGUCUUCAGCUUGGUGGACUUAUGCGUACUCUACAGCAAUGCGCCGAUCGACAUGCACACUAUCGCGUUGCUGUUUCGCACAUGCGCAGUGGCCGGCGACCAUUACCGCGCGCGCACGUUCCUACAACUGAUGAACGAGAUCAUACCGGGGUUUCUCGUAAAGUGUCCAGCCUCGGUGAAGGAGUCGCUGCAGGAGCUCAAGCUGCUUGACCCGCCCCCGCGCCACCUGUUCGUGUCGACUGAAGACGAUCUUGUGCAGAGGGCGCUGGGCGAGGAGCAGCGCACCGUGCGCCGUCUCCCUACUGGGUCGUGA
This is a messenger RNA of Leishmania braziliensis MHOM/BR/75/M2904, 2250 nucleotides long. RefSeq lists its product as hypothetical. The transcript has a single exon. The record is from RefSeq and is a predicted model, not a curated record. The coding region runs from base 1 to 2250 and encodes 749 amino acids. Lineage: Eukaryota; Euglenozoa; Kinetoplastea; Trypanosomatida; Trypanosomatidae.